GCGCUGAGAGAGGGGGAGGGACACCACAGCGCGCUUUUAACGGUGGAAAAAUAACCUGGAGUGACUCUGUCGGCGCACGGCCGUGAAGCGAGGCAAGCCGUGAAAAUGUCGCGAAACGUCGCAAAAGCGUCGCGCCGGCGGCGGGGCCCGGCGGGGCGGGACGGAGCGAUGGCGGCGCCGGGGCCCGGCGGCGGCUCCGGCGGGGCGGCCUCGGCAGGAGCCCCGGGAGGAGCCCCGGGAGGAGCCCCGGGAGGAGCCCCGGGGCCGCCCCCGGAGCUGCACCCGCGCUGCGGCCGCCUCGUGUCGCUGUCGCAGGGCGGCCGCAGCGCCGCCAGGGCCCAGCCGGGCCAGGAGUUCAACCACGGGCUGGUGCUGAGCCGGGAGCCGCUGAGGCCCGGCCGCGUCUUCACCGUGAGGAUCGACAGGAAGGUGAACUCCUGGAGCGGCUCCAUCGAGGUGGGCGUCACGGCCCUGGACCCCGCCGUGCUGGACUUCCCGAGCAGCGCCACGGGGCUGCGGGGCGGCUCGUGGGUGCUGUCGGGCUGCUCGGUGCUGCGCGACGGCCGCUCCCUGCGCGAGGACUUCGGGCCCGACCUGGACGCGCUGGCCGAGGGCGACCGCGUGGGCGUGGAGGCCACGGCAGCCGGCGAGCUGCGCCUGUGGGUCAACGGCCGCGACUGCGGCGUGGCGGCCGCCGGGCUGCCCCCGCGCGUCUGGGCCGUGGUGGAUCUCUACGGGAAAUGCACCCAGGUCACCGUGGUGCCCGCGCCCGACGUGCCGCCGGUGCCACCGGUGCCUCCACUGAUCACAGAGGUGACCCAGGAGGUGACCCGGGAGGUGGCGGAGGUGGGAGAUGAGAGCGGCGCAGCGGCGGCCCCGCCCCCGGCCCCGCCCCGGGCCCCGCCCCAGCCCCGCCCGGACACGUUCCCGAACAGCCUGGAGCCGCCGGGGGGCGCGCGCUCCCCGACCAACGAGGCGCUGCUGUUCCACGAGAAGUGCGGGGCUCUGAUCAAACUCAGCAACGGCCACAAAACGGCCGAGAGGCGGCGGCCGCUGGACGAGUUCAACAACGGCGUGGUGCUCACCAACCGGCCCCUGCGCGACGGGGAGAUGUUCGAGAUCCGCAUCGACAAACUGGUGGAUAAAUGGUCGGGGUCCAUCGAGAUCGGGGUCACCGCCCACAACCCCAACAGCCUCGAGUACCCGGCCACCAUGACCAACCUGCGCUCAGGGACGAUCAUGAUGAGCGGCUGCGGGAUCCUGACCAACGGCAAAGGGACGCGCCGCGAGUACUGCGAGUUCAGCCUGGACGAGCUGCAGGAGGGUGAUCACAUCGGGCUGACCCGCAAGGCCAACAACGCUCUGCACUUCUACAUCAACGGCGUGGACCAAGGCGUGGCCACCUCGCUGACGCCGCAGGUGGUGUACGGCGUGGUGGACCUGUACGGGAUGGCCGUCAAGGUGACCAUCGUGCACAACCACAACCACAGUGACCGCCUGCGCCGCAACAACGCCAUCCUGCGCGCCCUGUCCCCCGAGGGGACAGCGGGGACACCGCGCCACCGCGCCACUGCCACCGCCACCGCGGCCACCGCGCCGCCGCCGCGGCUCCUCUUCCACCCCAACUGCGGCCAGAAGGCGGCCGUGGUCAACGAGGGCCGGACGGCGCUGCGGCCGCAUGCCACCGAUGACUUCAACCACGGCGUGGUGCUGAGCGCGCGGCCCCUCGGGGACAACGAGCUGUUCCAGGUGCGGCUGGACAAGAUGGUGGACAAGUGGGCGGGGUCCAUCGAGAUCGGCGUCACCACCCACAACCCGGCGUACCUGCAGCUGCCAUCGACCAUGACCAACCUGCGCUCAGGCACGUGGAUGAUGACCGGUAACGGGGUCAUGCACAACGGCACCACCGUGCUGGACGAGUACGGCCACAACCUGGACCGCCUCAAGGCGGGGGACACGGUGGGGGUGGUGCGCAGGGACGACGGGACCCUGCACUUCUUCGUCAACGGGGUCCCCCAGGGCCCGGCCGCCUGGAACGUGCCCCCCAACGUCUACGCCGUGGUGGACCUGUACGGGCAGGCGGCACAGGCCACCAUCGUGGAGGAGGGAGAGGUGGCGGCGCUGGUUGGGGACAGCUCGGAGGGUGACAGCGGCGGUGGCAGCCCCGAGGGCGCGUCCCCGGGCGCGUCCCCGAGCGACCUGCGCUUCCACCGGCUGCACGGCGCCAACGCCGUCAUCACCAACGGCGGCCGCACCGCGCUGCGCCAGAACUGCCGCUCCGAGUUCAACGACGCCAUCGUCAUCUCCAACCGGGCCCUGCGGGACGGGGAGCUGUUCGAGAUCGUCAUCCAGAAGAUGGUGGAUCGAUGGUCGGGGUCCAUCGAGGCCGGUGUCACCGCCAUCCGCCCCGAGGACCUGGAGUUCCCCAACACCAUGACGGACAUCGACUACGACACCUGGAUGCUCAGCGGCACGGCCAUCAUGCAGGACGGGAACACCAUGCGCAAUAACUACGGCUGUGACCUGGACGCUCUGGGCACGGGGGCGCGGAUCGGGAUGAUGCGCACGGGGGGAGGGGACCUGCGCUACUUCAUCGAUGGCACCGACCAGGGAGUGGCCUGCUCGGGGCUGCCACCGGAGGUGUACGCCGUGGUGGAUCUCUAUGGUCAGUGUGUUCAGGUGUCCCUCACCGGCGCCUCCGGACCCACCGACAACAGCCACAGCCCGGGGGCGGGGCCUGAGAAAGCCCCGCCCCCUUCGCCAGCGCCGGGGCCGUGCCAGCGCUUCCAUGGGCGCUGCGGGCAGAACGUGGCGCUGGCGGCCGAGGGCCUGAGCGCGGCGCGGGUGGCCGGCUACUGCCACGGGCUGGUGUUCAGCCGCUCCCACCUGCGCCCCGGGGAGCUCUUCGAGGUGCGCAUCGAGGCGCUGGAUGAGCGCUGGGCGGGGUCGGUGCGGGUGGGGCUGACGGCCCUGCCCCCCCCCGGCCCCCCCGCCCUGCCCCCCUCCCUGCUGGACCUGCCGGCCGCGCCCACCUGGGCGGUCAGCGGGGCCGAGGUGCGGCACAACGGCGCCCAGGUGCGCCACAACUACGGCGUCAGCCUGGACCGCCUCGCGGUGGGGAACCGUCUGGGCGUGCGCCGCGGCGCCGACGACUCGAUGCACCUGGUGGUGGACGGGCAGGACAUGGGGCCCGCGGCCACCGGCGUGGCCAAGAACGCCUUCGUGGCCCUGGACCUGUACGGGCGCGUGACGGCCGUGUCCAUCGUCAGCGCGGGGGGAGGGGCGGGCGGGGCCGGGGACGGCCCCUCCCCCACCCACAGCCCCUCCCCCACCCCCUGCCCCUCCCCCUGCCACAGCCCGCCCCUCCCCCACCCCGGCGGGGACGGCGCAGAGUGGGGUCCCCCCCGGUUCCUGGGCUGCCACGGCAAGAACAUCCUGCUGUCCAACGGGGGCCGCACGGCCGCGCGCGUCUCCAGCUACAACCAGGGGCUGGUGCUGGUGGGGCCGCCCCUCCCCCCCGGACGCCUCUUCCAGGUGCAGAUCGACGCCCUGAACCCGCAGUGGAGCUCCUCCCUGGCUCUGGGGGUCACCGGGGCCCCCCCCGGCCGCGCCCCCCUCCCGGCCUGCGCCCACGGCCUCAAGCGGCCGGCCUGGAUCCUGCAGCGCCGCGGCGUCUUCCACAACGCCAGGAAGGUCCGUGACCUGCCCGGCCCCUCCCUGGAGCUGCUCCCCGCCGGGACGAUUUUGGGGCUCCUGGUGGACGGGGGGGGGCGGCUGCACCUCUUCAUCAACGGCCGCGACCAGGGCGCCGUGGCCGGGGGGGUGCCCAGCCCCUGCCACGUCCUGCUGGACCUCUACGGGCAGUGCCAGCAGGUGACGAUCGUGACCGAGGGUCCGGCCGGGGGGGGCUCCCCCAGCGGGGACCCCCGAAAUCGGGGGGACGUGGAGAAAGCCGACGUGGUGGACGGGGUGAAGGAGAGCCUCUGUUGGGGUCCCCCCGCGCCCCCCCAGCCCUGCCCCUACCAGGCGCUCUGUGCCCGCUUCAAGGACCUGCUGCUGCUGCCCGAUGAGUACUUCGCCCCCGAGCCGCGGCGCAGCCGCUGCUUCUGUCAGGGCUGUGAGCGGGGGGGGGGCGACCCCCGGGACCCCCGGGAGCCCCCCCUGCCCCUGGGCUGGUGCCGCUUCAGCCUCCGGCCGAAGCCGCGGCCCGAGGGGGGCGGGGGGUGGCAGAAGUGGCCUCGGGCCUAUCACGGCACCAGCGCCGGCGCCGUGCGGCGCAGCCUCGACCGCGGGGAGCUCGUGCCAGGCCCGUGGUCGCUGCUCAGCGCCCCCUGCCGGCCGGAGCCGCCUGGCCCCGCCCACCCGCGCUCAGGCCCCGCCCCCCCGGGCCCCGGGCCACGCCCCCCCGGCCCCGCCCCCCUGGUGCUGUCCCCCGCCCUCGGGUACGCCGCCAUGGAGCCGUUCGCCAGCCGCGUCACGUUCCGGGAGCCGGGCUGGCCGCGGCCCCGGGGGGCUCAGGUGGCCUUCGAGGUUUGGGUCCGUCCCGGCUCCUUCCGGGCCGGGCCCCCCUCGCUGAGCCCCCCCCCAGCCCUGGAGCCCCCCCAGGGGCUGGACCCCGCCCAGCUGGAGUGGGUGACCAAGGAGCCGGGGGCCACCGUGCUGGCCGGGCUGCUGGUCCGCGUCGACUGAGCCCCCGAAAAUGGGAGAAAUCACCUCAAAAAUGUGGGGGGAAUCACCCCAAAACUGUGGUGGAAUCGCCCUGGAAAUAUGGGGGGAAUCGUUCCAAAAAUGGGGGAGUUAUCACCCAGAAAUGGGAGAAAUCACCUCGAAAAUGUGGGAGGAAUCACCCCAAAACUGUGGUGGAAUCGCCCCGAAAAUUGGGGGGGAAUCGUCCCAAAAAUGGGGGAGUUAUCACCCAAAAAUGGGAGAAAUCACCUCGAAAAUGUGGGAGGAAUCGCCCCAAAGAUAUGGGAGGAAUUGUCCCAAAAAUGAGGGAAAUCGCCCUGAAAAUAUGGGAUAAAUCACCCCAAAAAUGGGAGAAAUCGCCCUGAAAAUGUGGGGGGAAUAGUCCCAAAAAUGGGGGAAUUAUCACCCAAAAAAUGGGAGAAAUCGCCCUGAAAAUAUGGGGGGAAUUUUCCCAAAAUAUGUGGGAAUUACCACCCAAAAAUGGGAGAAGGUACCCCAAAAACUAUGGAGGAAAUCACCCACAAAUGGGAGAAAUCACCCCAAAAAUGUGGAUGAGUCACCUCGAAAAAUUGGACGAGAUCACCCCAAAAAUGAGAGAAUUAUUAUCCAAAAAUGGGGGAAUUUUUGGGAAAAAUUGGGGGAAUUCCUUCAAAAAAAUUCUCACAAAAAUAUGGGGAAAUUCCAUGGGAAAAUGGGGGAAUUCUGUCAAAAUUUAGUAGAAUUUCAUCAAAAUAUGGGGAGAUUUCUCCCCAAAACAGGAAAAUUUCUCCAAAAUUUCACCAAAAA
Taeniopygia guttata (zebra finch) is the source of this 5472-nucleotide messenger RNA. The record is from RefSeq and is a predicted model, not a curated record. NCBI's taxonomy places the organism in Eukaryota, Metazoa, Chordata, Aves, Passeriformes, Estrildidae.